AUGAAACGUUCAGAGUUCGACGAGGAGGGCAGUUCAGUCCCUCUCGUUGAGCAAUUCACAGGAGUUGGCAUCAAGGUCUCCUUCAGUGGAAAGGUUUCGGAGACAAAGGAAAUGCAGCAGUUAUCUGGAGGACAGAAGUCUCUGGUUGCUCUGACUCUGAUAUUCGCUAUCCAGAAGUGUGAUCCUGCUCCCUUUUACUUGUUUGAUGAGAUCGAUCAGGCGCUGGAUCCUCAACAUCGUAAAGCUGUCGCAGAGUUGAUAAGCAAACAGUCGGACACGUGCCAGUUCAUUACAACAACAUUCCGUCCUGAACUUGUCCAGGCAGCAAACAAGCACUACGGAGUGAUCUAUCGCAGCAAGGUGUCCCACAUCCAGCAAGUUACCAUGGAGGAAGCUCUGGACUUCAUCGAGGAUGAAGCACCUGACAAAUAAACACCCA
Messenger RNA from Bolinopsis microptera, 439 nucleotides. RefSeq names its product structural maintenance of chromosomes protein 3-like. Gene Ontology annotation, cellular component: mitotic cohesin complex. The record is from RefSeq and is a predicted model, not a curated record. Gene Ontology annotation, molecular function: cohesin loader activity; double-stranded DNA binding. Bases 1 to 432 code for a protein of 143 amino acids. Gene Ontology annotation, biological process: mitotic sister chromatid cohesion. The transcript has 3 exons. NCBI's taxonomy places the organism in Eukaryota, Metazoa, Ctenophora, Tentaculata, Lobata, Bolinopsidae.